AUGGGUUUCAGAAACGACGGCCUUAGGGAGGAAGAGAACAACGCGAUGGCGGCUUCACCGACAACGAGCGACGCUUUGCUAUUGGCAACCAUGUGCAUCGUUGAGCUCCCAGUGGAUGUUCAUGCAAAGGAUGGCUCCAUUUAUUCUGGAAUUUUUUACACCGCCCGUGUCGACAAGGACUAUGCUAUAGUGCUGAAGAACGCGAGGAUGAUUAAAAAGGGGAACUGGGCUUCAAAUGUUGCAAAUGGGAGUAUGAUAGAAACACUUAUAGUUUCGUCAGAAGAUCUUGUACAAGUUGUUGCUAAGGAAGUUCCUAUUCCUUCAAAUGGAGUUUCUAGAUAUCUAAGGAGGGAUGGUUUAGAGGCCAUUGCAGGCACUAAUGAAUGUCCAGAGAGGGAGGCAAAAGCUAGCGAGUCCAAUGGAGAUAAAAAGCACCGAAGUGAGACAAGGUUUUCAGCCAGCUCAGAGAAUGAUGUUGCUCAUAGUUUUGCAUCUGAUCUGGAAAGUCACUUGAGCAGAUCCACAGAAGAAGAAAAUGAGAGAUCAGAUGGCACUGAUUUUGGAAAGAUGGGAGAUGCACAUAUAGUUUUGGUUGAUGGAAGACAAAUUGGGGAUGUCUCGGGGGGGAAACAGAGCAAUCACGGAGAGAACCCUGAGUUUCAAGAUGGAAAAAUUACCUGUGAAGUUCGAGGCUCAAGUUUAAGUUUGGAUGCUUGUCAAUCUCAAUCAACUGCUGCUGAGAUUAUGUUGGGGGAAAUGGAUAUGCAAAAUACUCUGAAAGGAUUAUCUUCUGGUAGUCAUGCUGCCACCAUGGUUAAACUGGAGAAUCAGAAUCAUAAAAGGCCUGCUUCAGAAAAACCCAGAAGUCCAGAUGCUCUUUCAUCUAGUGUUUCUGUAGCUGUGACCCCGACCGUGGUUGUGUCUUCGGAGUCAAACCCCAGUUCAUCCUCGGCUUCUACUCCAUCAGUGCCUCUAAAAGGUUCCAAUUUAAAUAGAACUGCUAAGGAAUUCAAGCUCAAUCCUGAAGCAAAAAUAUUUUCUCCCUCGCCAUUGCACCAUAGAUCAGUGACUCCUGCAGUGCAAACAGAAGCAAGUGUAGUCUACGCCAUGGUACCCAUUGCUACUGCAGAAAACGAAGAUGACAUCAGUUUGUUUGCUCCUCAUUCUUCUCUGCCUGUGACGUUUGUCCCAUACAAUGAUGUCAUCAUUGGAAAUGGCAGCAGUGAUGCACCAUAUGCCCAACCUGUUGUUUGCCAAGUUUUAAGCAGGACACAACCAGUUAGAUAUGCCAGUCAAUAUCAUAACCUCCAAGCUGGGACUGCUUAUGUGUAUCCAAAUUCUCAAAAUGUUAUUGCAGGACGAGCGGGGCCUCUUGUUUGUGUGUAUCCCUUUUCAGACACCAUUCAGAGUGCAGCAGGAUAUUCUCAAGCAGCUACAGGAUCUCUCUCGACUCCACAUCAAAUGCAUCUUCCCAAGUACCAAGAUUCAGAUCAAAUGAAAUAUGUGCAGCCUGAUUCAUAG
This is a messenger RNA of Fraxinus pennsylvanica, 1521 nucleotides long. The record is from the annotation of a GenBank genome assembly. NCBI's taxonomy places the organism in Eukaryota, Viridiplantae, Streptophyta, Magnoliopsida, Lamiales, Oleaceae.